AAACGCGUGGACGUGUCGACGCUGGACGUACGCGUCGGCCGAGUGACGAAGGCGUGGGAACACCCGGACGCGGACAAAUUGUGGUGCGAGAACAUCGAUCUCGGGGAGAAAGGCGUGCGACAGAUUUGCAGUGGGUUGCGCGCGUUUAAGACGAAGGAACAGAUGGAGGGCGCGCGCGUGUGCGUCAUCGUCAACGUGAAGCCGGGGAAGCUUCGCGACGUCAAGUCGGACGGUUUGGUGCUGUGCGCGUCCAACGCCGACCACACCGAGGUUGAUUUCGUGAUUCCGCCCGAAGGCGCGGCGAUCGGCGAGCGCGUCGCGUUCCCGGGCUUCGAGGGCGAGCCGGAGGAAGUGCUCAAUCCGAAGAAGAAGCAACUCGACGCGGUGUGUCUGGACUUGAAGACGAACGCGGAGGGCGUGGCGUGCUACAAAGACGUCCCGUUU
Messenger RNA from Ostreococcus lucimarinus CCE9901, 444 nucleotides. RefSeq lists its product with no specific name. NCBI's taxonomy places the organism in Eukaryota, Viridiplantae, Chlorophyta, Mamiellophyceae, Mamiellales, Bathycoccaceae. The record is from RefSeq and is a predicted model, not a curated record. Gene Ontology annotation, molecular function: tRNA binding. The transcript has a single exon. The annotation marks the transcript as partial.